CAUGCUGCACAUCGCCUCUGUCGACUGCAGGGGGCGACAGGCUGACAGGACUGUGAGGAGCAGCUCCAUUGAUAGGCGGUCAAAGAGCGCCACCGCUCGCUGAUACACAUUGCAGUCAUAUAUAUAUAUAUAUUUCCACCACAUCAGCUCCCCUUGACUGUCUCCUUCACAGUGGGCUUGCAGGCAGACGCACAGCUGACUUUCAACCGAGGUGGCCGCUGUCCUUACACUACGGGUGCAAACAGGGACCUUGCAAUGAUCUCGCUGGACUUAAAUUUCAACAUUUUGACAAGAGACCUGUCACAUUAUUUGGAAAAUCAAGUGAAAGUUGGCCUCUUCGGUUCGGGAGUAGGACUGUCUCUGGUGCUGGGCUUUAGCGCAGCGUACACCUGCUACUAUCUGAUUUCAGUAGCGAAGAAGCCACAGCUCAUCUCGGGGGGGAAGAAGUUCUACCAUUUUCUGAGGGAGCAAUGUCCGGUAGUGUCAGAGACCUACUACCCCACCUUUUGGUGCUGGGAGAGCCGCAUCCAGACUCUGCUGAGACCCUUUGUCACAGCCAAACCUGGGGUUGUCUACAGAAAUGAGCUUAUUAAGGCAGCAGAUGGAGGACAGAUCUCUUUGGAUUGGUUUGACAACGACGACAGCUUCUCUCAUCCCGACCCUGCCACCAGGCCCACAGUCCUACUUCUCCCCGGUCUGACCGGCACCAGCCGAGAGUCCUACAUCCUGCACAUGGUCCAACAGAGCCGGGAUCUGGGCUAUAGAUGCGUGGUAUUCAACAACAGAGGGGUUUCGGGUGAAAUGCUGCUGACCCCAAGGACCUACUGUGCAGCCAACACGGAGGAUCUAGAGACUGUUAUUGAGCACAUCCAGAGGACUAAUGAAGCUGCUCCAAUCAUGGCUGCUGGAGUAUCAAUGGGCGGGAUGAUGCUGGCCAACUACCUGGGGCGGAAGGGCCGGGAAACCUGUCUGAAAGGGGUCGUAGUCUUCUCAGCAGGCUGGGAUGUAUUUGAGUGCACCGCUUCACUGGAAAAACCCCUGGACCGUUUCCUCUUCAACUCCUACCUCACCAGCUGCCUACAAGCCUCUGUGCACAGACACAGACCAGUGCUUGAAAAGUGUUACGACAUCGAUCAUGUCAUGAAGGCAAGGACCAUUCGAGAGUUUGACGAGAGGUUCACCUCCAUAAUGUUUGGCUAUUCUACCAAUGAUGACUACUACCAUGAUGCCAGUCCUGUCCACAGGCUGAAGUCUGUGCAGGUGCCAAUGCUGUGUCUGAACGCUGCUGAUGAUGUAUUUUCCCCGUCUCAUGCCAUUCCAGUGGAGGCUGUGAAGCAGAAUCCCAACCUGGCCCUGCUCAUUACCUGUCACGGUGGCCAUAUUGGUUUCCUCGAGGGCCUGUGGCCUCGGCAGAGCACGUACAUGGACCGAGUCUUCAAGCAGUUUGCUAAGGCGGUCAUCGAACAAGGCAGCCGGCUCACGGACCUCUCCUGAUAAGAAAACUCAAAAGUGUUCCUAAAGUUUUACUUCCUCUUAUUCAUUUAUUCUUUCUUCCCUUCCUUCCUUUAAUCUUUCAUUUUUGCCAUCCAUUUUUCCUUUGUGCAUUCCAUACUUUAUUCCUUCCAUUUAAGAUUCCAUUCUUCCUUGUUUUUUCCUACCUUCUUGUUUUCCCCUCUUUCAUCCUUGUCCCUUAUUCCUCCUUACUGCAUUCCAUCCAUCAUAUAUCCCUUCCCUCUCUACAUAAUCCUAUUGUGCCUAUUUCCUUCCUUCCAUUAUCUUUAUUUUCUAUCUUUGCCCUCCAUCCUUCCGUCCCAUUCUUCCUCCUGCCACAAGCAAAAAAACAUUCUUUCUCAUUCGAAAGCCACAUCUUAUUGAAUGCAGCUUAUUGUGUUGCAUUCAAUGGUCAUUUAUUUAUUCCAUACAAUUAACAAGUCAUUGUAUGUAAUCAUGCUCUCAAUAGCAGGCUUAUUAAAAAACAAGCGUAGCUGUUCAUGUCACUAUUGAAAAGCUGAAUCUGUGCCCAUCUUGUUUAAUUGCAUUAGCUAGCUGCGAUUACCUUGUGCAAUUAUUCUCUUUUGAAGUUAACACAAGUACUGUACAUGAAAAUCAUCUUUGUUCAUGAAGCGUCCUUUCGUACUCAUAUUAGUAGGAUUUUAGCCCUCAGGGAUUGUCUUUAUUUACUCAUAUGUCAUUCCUUCUUGUGUAAUUUUGUUUUGUAAAUCAUACUUCUGUUUGUGUUUUUCUCUUUUAAAGGUAGAUGUUAUUUACUAGUUGACAUACAGUUGUUUGUUUUCUUUAAAGUAAUAGUUUGAUAUUAUGGAAAAUAUGCUUAUUUGCUUUCUUGUGGGGUUACAUGAGAAGAUUGAUACCACUCAUGUUCAAUUAAUUUUUCAGCUUCAGCCAGUAGCCGACUAGCUUAGUUUAGCAUACAGACUGGAAACGGUGGGAAACAGCUACCCUGGCUCUCCAUAGUUGAAAAAAACCCUGCCAGCCACUGCUCGUAAGUGGAUUCUGUUAUCUUUAGACAGAACCAAACUAGCUGUUUCCCCACUGCCUCCAGCCCUGAUGCUAAGCUAAGCUAAUUGGCAUAUGUCACCUACAGACAUGAGAGUAGUAUCAAUCUUCUCAUCUAACUCUUGGCAAGAAGGCAAAUGGCAUUUUUUCCAUAAAACUACCCCUUCCCUUAACCUUCUGCAUGCACUUUUAAUUUCACACAUUCUACCUUUACGCACACCAAAUAGUUUUACAAAUGUAUUAUAAGGAGAAUAAUUAAUUAAUGACAAGGAAUGUGAAAUUGCACUAUUUUAGUUGAUACUAUCAUGCCUCUUAUUCCUUAAUGCAAGGCACUUCAUUUCAUUCGAUAUAUGACAGUAUAUCCCAAAGGCUGAACAGAGCAGUAUAUGAAUUCCAUGAGGUUUUCUUCUUGUGAAAAUGUUGGUGGUUAUUAUUGGAAGUAAGUCUGAGGGUACUAGAUACAGUAAUGUGAAUGAAGUAAUGCACAUAGGAAGACGGAGAGUGUACAUAUUGGCUGUUUGAAAUGGUGGAUGUUGCUUUCCAAGAUGCAUAGUAUCACUGGUGGAACCUGGUUGUCAGUCGUUUUAUUGCUUUUGUUUCGCCAACAAUGAUCAAGGGGCUGGCCACCGUGUAUGAGUUGGCAUCCAUGAAACAGGCAGAUCUGACUGGCAGCCGGACUUUCAGUAAUGCACUGCAUGAGGGAUUAUGACUUCCUGUUCCUGUGGAAUUUUGGUGUCUGUUUGUUCUGCCAAUUGUCCAUUGAGUAGCAUGUGUGUCAUCAGCAUCAUCAUGUCCUGAACUUUAACAUCACUUCGUAAUCUGUAGCACAAAGGACAUGUUUGUUUGUUUUUCAUAGGAUGCUGCAUUUCAUUUUGUACACUACAUAUAUAUAAAAACAUUCUGUUUGACAUGUGCAGCAAUACGAUUUUAAAUUUAAAAUAUGUCUAUAGUAUAAGUACCAGUAUAUGCACAUUAUCAACACGAGUGUAAUAUGCUGUAUUUAAUAAAUGAUUAAACAGAG
Molecule: messenger RNA, 3535 nt
Organism: Morone saxatilis (striped sea-bass)
Lineage: Eukaryota; Metazoa; Chordata; Actinopteri; Moronidae
Gene: abhd3
Product: abhydrolase domain containing 3, phospholipase
Exons: 9
Coding region: 256-1494 (412 amino acids)
Biological process (GO): phosphatidylcholine metabolic process; medium-chain fatty acid biosynthetic process; medium-chain fatty acid catabolic process
Molecular function (GO): glycerophospholipid phospholipase A1 activity; monoacylglycerol lipase activity; acetylesterase activity
Source: RefSeq, a predicted model, not a curated record